AUCUGCCUUUAAAGAAUCCUCCCCGACCCACUAUUACAUACCACCAACCCCAUGAUUUUCCUUUGGUACCUUUUUUUAUUUCCUUUUUAAUAUAUAUUAUAUUAUAUGAAUUUCUGAAAAAUAUUAUAUCUUUUAUUACAUAAAGACUAUAACUUUUUCUUUGUUAGAUUAAUUGGGUAAUGCCCACUUCAUUUCUCAGAUUCUGUUAAAGCUGAAAAUCCAAGGAGCCUUUUUUUGUAGAAGAUUUGAUUUUAGGAAAUGAGAAGAGGAGGGCUAUGGAAGCUUGGGCAAUCAGUUACUAGGCGCCUCGCUCAAUCUGAGAAGAAUCUUGUUGCUCGACGAUUUUUUGCCAGUGAGGGAGAUCUUAAGAAGACAGCUCUUUAUGACUUCCAUGUUGCAAAUGGUGGGAAAAUGGUUCCUUUUGCUGGUUGGAGCAUGCCAAUUCAGUACAAGGACUCGAUUAUGGAUUCGACUGUGAACUGUAGAGAAAAUGGUAGUCUUUUUGAUGUUGCUCAUAUGUGUGGAUUGAGCCUCAAAGGGAAGGAUUGCAUUCCUUUCCUCGAAAAACUUGUUAUUGGUGAUAUUGCAGGGCUUGCCCCAGGCACCGGAACAUUAUCAGUAUUCACUAAUGAGAAGGGUGGAUCAAUCGAUGACACGGUAAUCACCAAAGUGAAGGAUGAUCACAUAUAUUUGGUUGUGAAUGCGGGUUGUAGAGAUAAGGAUUUGGCUCAUAUCGAGGAGCAUAUGAAGGUAUUCAAAUUAAAAGGCGGUGAUGUCUCGUGGCACAUUCAUGAUGAACGAUCUCUUCUUGCUUUGCAGGGUCCUCUUGCUGCCCCGGUUCUACAACAUUUAACUAAAUUUGACCUAAGCAAGUAUUACUUUGGAGAGUUCUGUAUGCUAGACAUCAAUGGAUUCCCCUGCUAUCUCACUAGGACGGGAUAUACCGGUGAAGAUGGUUUCGAAAUUUCAGUUCCCAAUGAGUAUGCUGUGGACCUUGCUAAGCAAAUCUUGGACAAAUCCGAAGGCAAGGUAAGACUCACCGGAUUGGGUGCUAGAGACAGCCUGAGGCUUGAGGCUGGAUUAUGUCUGUAUGGUAAUGACCUUGAACAGCACAUUACACCAAUUGAGGCCGGACUAACGUGGGCUGUCGGAAAGAGGAGAAGAGAAGAAGGCGGUUUCCUUGGUGCUGAAGUGAUCCUUAAACAAAUUGCCGAUGGCCCUCCAAAACGGCGUGUUGGGUUUAUCUCGUCAGGGCCACCUGCUAGAAGUCACUGUGAAAUUCAGAAUGAAAAAGGAGAAAACAUCGGUGAAAUCACCAGCGGAGGAUUUAGCCCUUGCCUUAAGAAAAACAUAGCCAUGGGUUAUGUCAAGUCAGGAAACCACAAGGCUGGCACCAAGGUUAACAUUCUGGUACGAGGAAAAUCCUACGAAGGUGUUGUUACUAAAAUGCCGUUUGUUCCUACAAAGUACUACAAGCCAUCGUAAUUUUCUGGUUCUAAAAUCCGUUCUCAUCUUUAAUAUGGUAACCAAACUCAGUCCAUGAAUGUUUUACUUGUUCCUGAAAUUUCUAGUCGGACUGUAAAAUUUGUUUUCCUGCUACAUUUAGUCAUAGUUUGAAAUAAUCAGAAUGCCUCUGAUGAAUUGAUUCUUCA
Molecule: messenger RNA, 1652 nt
Organism: Amaranthus tricolor (Joseph's coat)
Lineage: Eukaryota; Viridiplantae; Streptophyta; Magnoliopsida; Caryophyllales; Amaranthaceae
Product: aminomethyltransferase, mitochondrial
Exons: 4
Coding region: 259-1485 (408 amino acids)
Biological process (GO): glycine decarboxylation via glycine cleavage system
Cellular component (GO): mitochondrion
Molecular function (GO): protein binding; aminomethyltransferase activity
Source: RefSeq, a predicted model, not a curated record